Cyprinus carpio (common carp) is the source of this 3844-nucleotide messenger RNA. RefSeq names its product NLR family CARD domain-containing protein 3-like. The transcript is spliced from 8 exons. Bases 86 to 2572 code for a protein of 828 amino acids. Gene Ontology annotation, molecular function: protein binding. NCBI's taxonomy places the organism in Eukaryota, Metazoa, Chordata, Actinopteri, Cypriniformes, Cyprinidae. The record is from RefSeq and is a predicted model, not a curated record.
UUCAGUCCUGCAGGAGGGAUCAGAUUCACAAGAGUCCAGCUGUGUGUCCAAGAAGAGUGACUGGUCUAGAGAUCCUCCACCAGACAUGAAGGCUGGAGACAAACCGCAAAGUGUCAGGUCAGUUCAGCGGAAAAGAUCAGACAGAGAGUCCAGCUGUGUGUCCAUGAAGAGUGACUGGUCUAUAGAUCCUCCACCAUACUUGAAGGCUGGAGACAAACGGCAAAGUGUCAGGUCAGUUCAGCAGAAAAGUUCAGACAGAGAGUCCAGCUGUGUGUCCAUGAAGAGUGACUGGUCUAUAGAUCCUCCACCACACUUGAAUGAUGGAGACAAACCACAAAGUGUCAGGCGAACCCAGCGAUCCAGACCAGCUGUAACAGAACCCGUCUGUAAGAAAAUGAAAUAUGAUGAGUCUGUGAAUCAACCACAAGACUUUAAUGAAAGCAUGUAUCCUGGUGUCAGCCAUGAAGUCCUCAACACAUUUAGAUCCAAUCUGAAGAAAAGGUUUCAGUGUCUUUAUGAGGGAACAGCAAAGCAAGGAAUCCCAACACUCCUGAAUGAGAUCUACACAGAGCUGUACAUCACAGAGAGUGAGAGUGGAGAGAUCAGUAAUGAGCACGAGGUGAGACAGAUUGAGACACAAUCCAGGAGAGCAGCAACAGAGGACACACCGAUCAAAUGCAGUGACAUCUUUAAACCUUUAACUGGACAAGACAAACCCAUCAGAACUGUGCUGACAAAAGGAGUCGCUGGCAUUGGAAAAACAGUCUCUGUGCAGAAGUUCAUCCUGGACUGGGCUGAAGGGAAAGAGAAUCAGGACGUCCAGCUCAUAUUUCCACUUCCUUUCAGAGAGCUCAAUCUGAUGAAGCACGAAACACUCAGUCUUUCAGAUCUUCUUCAUGUAUUUUUCCCUGAAACAAAAGAAAUGGAAAUAUCCAGUGACAAAUAUAAAGUGUUGUUCAUCUUUGAUGGGCUGGACGAGUGUCGUCUGUCUCUGGAUUUUCAGAGCGAUGUGAGGUUGUGUGAUGUUAGUGAAUCAGCCUCAGUGGACGUGCUGCUGAUGAACCUCAUUGUAGGGAAUCUGCUUCCCUCUGCUCUCAUCUGGAUCACCUCCAGACCAGCAGCAGCUGAUCUUGUCCCCUCUGAGUGUGUCCAUCGAGUGACAGAGGUACGAGGCUUCAAUGAUCCACAGAAGAAGGAAUACUUCAGGAAGAGAAUCAGAGAUCAGAGUCUGGCCAAUAGGAUCAUCUCACACCUGAAGUCAUCAAGGAGCCUCUUCAUCAUGUGCCACAUCCCAGUCUUCUGCUGGAUCUCAGCCGCUGUUCUGGAGAAGAUGUUGAGUCAAGCAGAGAGUGGAGAGAUUCCCAAGACUCUCACUCAGAUGUACACACACUUCCUGAUGGCACAGAUUAACAUCAAAGACACAAAGUACAAGAAGAAGGAGGACACAGACAAAAAGAUGAUUUUCAAACUAGGAAAACUUGCAUAUGAGCAUCUGGAAAAAGGCAACCUGAUCUUCUAUGAGGAAGACCUGAGAGAGUGUGGCAUUGAUGUGACAGAAGCAUCAGUGUACUCAGGAUUGUGCACUCAGAUCUUCAGAGAGGAGUUUGUCUUGUAUCAGGGGAAAGUCUUCUGCUUUGUUCAUCUGAGCGUUCAGGAACAUCUAGCAGCUCUAUAUGUGCACCUCUCCUGUACAAACCACAACAUAAAUGUGUUUGAUGACAUCACCAGUGUGUCAAAGAUUUCAUUAUCUGAGCUGCAUCAGAGAGCUGUAGAUAAGGCUCUACAGAGUAAAAAUGGACAUCUGGAUCUUCUCCUGCGGUUUCUUCUGGGUUUGUCGGUGGAGUCUAAUCAGGGUCUUCUAAAAGGACUAAUUGCACUGAAAAUAAGCAGCUCUGACAGCAAUGAGGAAACAGUAGAGUACAUCAAAAAGAAGAUCAGGAGCAGUCGCACUCCAAAAAAAUCCAUCAAUCUGUUCCACUGUCUGAAUGAGCUGGGUGACCAUUCAAUAGUGAAGGAAAUACAACAGUACCUGAACUCUGGAACAUUAGCUGAAGCCAAACUCACUCCUUUGCAGUGGUCAGCUUUAGUGUUUUUCUUGUUGACAGUAGAGCAAAUGAUGGAUGUGUUUGAGCUGAAUAAAUUUGUUGGAAGAGAAAAUGCAUCAGAUAAAGUCGUUCGGAAGCUGCUUCCUGUGAUUAAAGAAUCCAGAACAGCACAUUUGGAUGACUGUAAUAUCACAGCUAAAGGUUGUGCUGCUCUGGCUUCAGUUCUGAAAUCAAACCCCUCAAACCUGAGAGAACUGGAUCUGUCUGGAAAUAAACUACUAGAUUUGGGAAUCAAACAUCUCUCUGAUGGACUUAAGGAUCCUCACUGUAAACUGGAGAAACUAAAGUUGAGAGAUUGUGGUGUCACAGGUGUAGGUUGUGCUGAUCUGGCUUCAGCUCUGAGAUCAAACCCUGAACACCUGACAGAACUGGAUCUGACUGACAAUAAACUAGGAUCUUCUGAAGUGCAGUUACUUUCUGAACUAAAAGAUGAUUCCACAUAUAAACUGUCACAACUAUACUAUUGACUCUCAGUAUUUAGACGUCAGUCCAGUUUCCCCAGGAUCAGCUGAUCCUGAAUAAGGAACUGUUACAGAGACACACAAUCAACAGAUACUCAAGACACUGAAGAACUAUGAUUUGUGACUUUGUAACCAAAUUAUUUUACUGUAUUUUAUUCUGAUCUUUUUAAUUUAUUGUUUUGAGACCACAAAACUAAAUUAUAUCAGCAUUUUUUUUCUUCAUAUUUAAAAAUUUUGUGUAAUGAUGGAUCAUUUAAUAAAAAGACCACAAAACAUUUAUUAUUUUGCCACUGCAGUGCAGGAAUGUAAAUAUAACUGAAUAAAAACCUUCCAUAUACAAUUUAAAUGUGUGAUAAUAGUCUUAGGACUUCAUUGUUUUACAUGUGGAUAAUAGCCACUUUCGCCACCUUGGAUGGUUGCCAAAUGAGAAGAGUGGCAUUACUGAAACUCGAAUACGGUGUAUAAAAUAAUCAAUUAUUAUAUACACAGAGCACCUUUGUAUUUUACUUUAUAUUUCUCAUAGAUUAAUGCAAGACAUGGACAUUUUACUACAUAGAGUACUAUGGAUAUUAAGUUAUGUUCAGUAUGGGUAGGACUUUGUAUGGGCAGAGGUCGUUUGUUCAUGCAGGUGUACAGAAGUAGAAUAAGGUGCCGCUGGACGGUUUCCUCAGAUAGUGUUGGCUGUAAUAUAAAAGUGAAGAGACCGUUUUAGGCUGUCUUAGUAGAAUUGGUUUGCAUUUUUAUUGUAUCUGUUGUUUCAUCUUGUGUGUUUAAAGCCUUUGUUGUGUUUGCUGCUGUGUCUCGAGUAUGUUUGGGUCCAGGAGGGAUGUGCCCUGCAAUCAAUGGAGAUCCAACCAAUCCAGUUUUGUCUCCUAUUCUAGAUAUAAGGACCAUCCCAUACACUAGUUUUCCCCAAUGUGUGCCAUUUUGUACUGCUCUGCCUUGUUCCUUUGUGUUUUUUUGUGAUAUUCUACUAUGUAAUAAUCCUACUGUAUGAUUCUUAAGAUUGCUGAUUUGUAUUUGUAAUAUACAGUAUAUAUAAGUUGACGUGAUGUGGCAUUUUCACUCACAUAAGAUAAAAAUAGAAAUAAUGUAUUUUGUCAUUAUUUAAAACCUAAUACAGUAAAUGGUUAAACAUGUCUUUGUCCUACAUGUACCCGUUGUUAUAAAAGCUGCAGUGUUAUUAGUUUUUUUUUUUUUUUUUGACCCAAAUCUCAAAAUUGUUCUAUGGUGUGACUGUCUCAAGCAUGGUUCAAUAAAGAGAAAAGCAUAGAAAUA